Messenger RNA from Dothidotthia symphoricarpi CBS 119687, 1364 nucleotides. RefSeq lists its product as uncharacterized. Gene Ontology annotation, cellular component: oligosaccharyltransferase complex. The record is from RefSeq and is a predicted model, not a curated record. NCBI's taxonomy places the organism in Eukaryota, Fungi, Ascomycota, Dothideomycetes, Pleosporales, Dothidotthiaceae. Bases 24 to 1016 code for a protein of 330 amino acids. The transcript is spliced from 4 exons.
CGAGAAAGCUUCACUCCGACACAAUGCGGUGGUUACAGGUCCUCACCGCUUCGCUGCUGCCCUUCACGGCCCUUGCAGCCAAGAAAUCCACCGGCGACCGCUUCAGCGACUUCCGCACCAAGUCCCUCUCCGCCGGCCAGCCGCCCAAGCUCGAUGAUGCAAGUUACGCGCAACUGACCAAGGCACCCCGCGACUACUCGGUUGCGGUGCUGCUCACGGCCCUCGAUGCGCGAUUCAAUUGCAUGCUGUGCAGGGACUUUCAGCCAGAGUGGCUGCUGCUGGGCAAGAGCUGGGUGAAGGGCGACAAGAAUGGGCAGAGCAGGCUGGUCUUUGGCACUCUGGACUUUGUGGACGGAAAGAACACUUUCCAGUCGAUGCAACUCCAAACUGCCCCAGUCCUGCUCUACUUCCACCCCACGGUUGGCCCCAACGCGAAGGCCGACGCGCAGCCCGUCCGCUUCGACUUCACAGCCGGCCCCCAAUCCGCAGAACAGGUCCAUGCCUGGAUCUCGCGCCAGGUCCCCGGCGACGUCCCCAAGCCCUCCAUCUCCCGCCCCAUCAACUACGUCAAGCUUAUCUCCGUCACCACCGCCGUCCUGGGCGGCAUCACGGUCCUCGCAGUCGCCUCGCCCUACAUCAUCCCCAUUCUUCAGAACCGCAACCUCUGGGCUGCAGUCAGUCUGAUCACCGUGCUGCUCUUCACCAGCGGACACAUGUUCAACCACAUCAGGAAGACGCCAUACGUGUCAGGCGACGGCAAGGGUGGCAUCAGCUACUUUGCCGGUGGCUUCAGCAACCAGUUUGGUCUCGAGUCGCAGAUCAUUGCUGCAAUCUACGGCGUUCUUGCCUUUGCAACAAUCUCCCUCGCCCUCAAGGUCCCUCGUAUCGCCGACGCAAAGACCCAGCAGUUUGCCGUCUUCCUCUGGAGCGCCGUGCUGCUCUGCAUGUACAGCUUCCUGCUCAGCGUCUUCCGCACCAAGAACGGCGGUUACCAGUUCUGGCUGCCUCCGUUCUAGUUGGAUCGAGCAUCGAACAGGUAACUCGAAAGGCCGCGUUGGGGCGAUGUGGGGAUGCUGUGGACGUAUACACGUCGAAGAUGGAGGACCUUGAAGUACGCGAUUCUAGUGAUAUUCCAAAAGCUUUGGGCUGUGUUGUACUAUAAAGCUGUUGGAAAUUUGUAGGGGUUACGAUUUCCUCAGUGGGGCGUUGCAGGGUGGGAUAGGAAUGAACAAAAGUAUCAACCAUGAAAGGAUCUCUUCAGGCUUUUGAGACAGAUAUUGCAGAUGUUAUAUUCAUUGAGACAUUAUGUUGCUAUCUGAACUACAAUUUGAGGUAUCAUGUACUGCGUGCUGGCGAUCGAGAAC